Messenger RNA from Vitis vinifera (wine grape), 983 nucleotides. RefSeq lists its product as uncharacterized. NCBI's taxonomy places the organism in Eukaryota, Viridiplantae, Streptophyta, Magnoliopsida, Vitales, Vitaceae. The record is from RefSeq and is a predicted model, not a curated record. The transcript is spliced from 7 exons. The coding region runs from base 77 to 733 and encodes 218 amino acids.
UAGUGGGAAUAAGAUAAACGAAUGAAAGGAGAAGCUCGAAGUUGCAGAGAGCAGGGAAAGGAGUGGAGCUCCAACAAUGGCUUCACUGUCAUCACCACUCACCCGCUGUUACUACCGCAAUUACACCAUAUUCUACAAUGGCUCCACCCUUCCCCGCCUCAUCCUUUUGCAGCAAAACAACACCGAUAAACGCACUCACCAAAUCAGUCGAAGAGAAAUAAUACUGAGGAGCAGCGAAAUAGCUGUGCUCGGCGCCAUCUUCAAAUUCAGCGGAGAAAAGCCUGAUUACCUUGGGGUGCAGAAGAACACACUGUCUCUGUCACUGUGUCCGGCCACUAAUAACUGCAUAUCCACUUCCGAGAACAGCAGUGAUCUAAUCCACUAUACCCCUCCUUGGAACUACAAUCCAGAGAGAGGAAGGAGGCGAAAGGCAGUGAGAAGAGAAGAGGCAAUGGAGGAGCUUCUUCAAGUGAUAAAAACAACUAAACCAGAUAAGUAUACACCAAGAAUAGUGGAGAAGAAAGAUGAUUAUGUGCACGUUGAAUAUGAAAGCCCCAUCCUAGGGAUUGUGGAUGAUGUGGAGUUUUGGUUCCCACCUGGUAAGAAGCCUAUUGUGGAGUAUAGGUCCGCAUCUCGCCUGGGAAACUUUGAUUUUGAGGUGAAUCGAAAGAGAAUCAAGGCAUUGAGGUUAGAGCUAGAAAAAAAGGGAUGGGCUUCAGAAGACAGCAUAUGAGGAAAAAAUCUGCUCCUUCCCUGAUCUUUUGGUAGAGGGGAAAACCAAAAUGGAACAUAACUAUGGUUUUUCGUGAUGGGCAAUUUGUUAUACGGACUCCAGUGCAACUCACAAGAAUGAUGCAUCCUAGAUUUAAAGAUUAUCUAUGCUCGAGAUUUCAUAUUCUUUUGGAGAAUCACAUGAGUUGUUUUCAAAGACUUGACACUUUAUUCUACUCAGAGGUGGAAGUAGCGUUGCAUUUUAAUGGAAA